AGCCCGUUGGCUCUUUUCAGUUUCGGCUUCUGUGAGGAGAGUUUCGCUUCUGCUCCGGCAUACGGAAAGAAUCCGUUAGCAAAAGGAACUGUUGGCAUUGCUCUUUCUGACAACAACGGAUUUUCUUCUCUUUCCAUAGAGUAUCUGAACUGGAAUAAAAAUCUUCAGGGGGACAGACCUCAGUGGGAGCUGCCUUCAUAACUGCCACCUUGGUGUGUCUAAUGUGCUACAAGGAUGAGCCCGGCAUUUGGAGCUAUGGAUGUAGAGCACUAUUCCAAGGGCGUCCUGCUGGAGCCUUUUGUUCACCAGGUUGGGGGGCAUUCUUGUGUCCUCCGAUUUAAUGACAAGACCAUCUGUAAGCCUCUUAUUCAGAGGGAACACCAAUUCUAUGAGACUCUUCCUUCAGAAAUGCGUAAAUUCACUCCUCAGUAUGAAGGUGUAGCAUCUGUAAGUUUUGAAGAGGACGAAGAUGGAAACCUGUGUCUAAUAGCAUAUCCAUUAAAUGGGGACCUUGAUAAUUUGGAAAGCCUAGAUAGUUCUGACUGUGAGCCCAAAAAUAAAUUGCUGCGGUGGACUAAUAAAAAGACUGUUUUGCUAGAAAAUGAAAAAUUAACUAUGGAGUGGGUCCGACAACAUAGAAAAGAAGAAAAAAUGAAAAGUCAUAAAUUAGAGGAAGAAUUUGAAUGGCUGAAGAAAUCUGAAGUGUUAUAUUACAGUGUUGAAAAAAAGGGGAAUGUCAGUUCACAAUUUAAGCAUCAUAACCCCUGGAGUAUGAAAUGCCAUCAGCAGCAACUACAGCGAAUGAAGGAAAAUGCAAAACAUCGGAAUCAAUAUAAAUUUAUCUUACUGGAAAACCUAACCUCACGAUACGAGGUGCCUUGUGUGUUGGAUCUCAAGAUGGGAACUCGGCAACAUGGAGAUGAUGCAUCUGAAGAAAAAAAGGCUAAUCAGAUCCGAAAAUGUCAGCAAAGUACUUCAGCGGUUAUAGGAGUCAGGGUGUGUGGAAUGCAGGUGUUUCGGCCAGGUUCUGGACAGUUAAUGUUUAUGAAUAAAUACCAUGGAAGGAAACUUUCAGUCCAAGGAUUUAAAGAAGCAAUUUAUCAGUUCUUUCAUAAUGGAAAAUAUUUGCGAAGAGAACUCUUUGAACCCGUGUUAAAGAAACUGACUGAAUUAAAAUCAGUCUUAGAGAAGCAGGAAUCAUACCGCUUUUACUCUAGCUCUCUGCUCAUUAUUUAUGAUGGAAAGGAACUACAAGAUGUAGCAGUGGACUCUGACCCAGAAGAUCUUGAAGGUCUUUCAGAAGAAUCAUCAGAUGAAUCUGCAGGUGCAUAUGCCUACAAGCCCACUGCUAGCUCUGUUGAUGUUCGAAUGAUAGACUUUGCCCACACUACCUGCAGGUACUAUGGAGAAGAUAGUGUGGUGCAUGAGGGCCAAGACACGGGUUAUGUUUUUGGACUCCAAAACUUAAUAGCUAUUAUUAAAGAAAUAAGGGACGAAAGCAGCGAAUAAACGUUUAGAAUGCAAAACCAUAGAAAGCACUAUAGUGACUCUUUGUAUUCCAGAAAUAUUGACCACUUUCUGGUGGUAGCAACCUGUGCAGACUCUGUUGGGGUGGUCCAGUCAGAGUCGGUGCUGUUCAGAAGCGGGCAUUUCCUUUUAGUGGUGCUGGAGUUGGCACUGACACAUCUGGGUAUCUUUAUUAUUUAUUUCAGCUCUCUCGUAAACAUUCCAUAUUUGAUUAUUCAAAUACCUCUGUUAUUCCUGUGUGCAUAUGUAUCAAUAAAUUUCUUUUUGUUCAUUGUAAA
Molecule: messenger RNA, 1805 nt
Organism: Pogona vitticeps (central bearded dragon)
Lineage: Eukaryota; Metazoa; Chordata; Lepidosauria; Squamata; Agamidae
Source: RefSeq, a predicted model, not a curated record